UUGGUACACUUACUAAUAGAGAGAUAGAGAGAGAUGGAAUCCACAUCCUCUAAACUUUCUUCCACAUUCUUUCUCCUACAAAUCUUCAUCAUUAGCUCCUUCAUUUACCCAACCUCUGCCGCUAGAAACCCCCUCCGGUCCAAAACCAACAAUGACUUCAUAAAAACAUCUUGCAGUGAAACAACCUAUCCAAGACUUUGUUUUGCCUCUCUCUCAACCCAUGCAAGCACAAUCCAAACGAGCCCUAAACUUCUCGCCGGAGCAGCCCUUAACGUGACGCUUUCAUCGGCUAAAUCAGCAUCUGCAUUGAUGUUAAAGCUGUCCAAGAUCCAUGGAAUCAGUCCUAAAGGGGCUGCGGCGAUGAAAGACUGUAUGGAAGAACUAAGCGAUUCAGUGGACGAGCUUCGAAAUUCCAUAGCCGAGAUGAGCAAGCUUAGGACACCUAGCUUUAACCUUGUGAUGAAUGAUAUACAGACAUGGGUUAGUGCUGCUUUGACGGAUGAGAAUACUUGCAGUGAUGGGUUUGCAGAAGAGAAAAUCAAGGGAAACUUGACGAGUAUUGUCAAGGGUCGAGUUCUGAAUGUAGCGCAAUUGACCAGCAAUGCCUUGGCUUUGAUCAACAAAUAUGCUUUGCUACAUGCUUGAUCUGACGGAAUCCGUUUGUUUCUUAAGAAUUAUAAAUGUUUUUGGUAAUUUCUUGUUUAUUGUUUUCCUCGUAUUGAGCUUGAUUUAUGUAUUUGGGGUAAUUAAUUAUAUAUCUAGUGUGUUGCUGUAAAAUUUGUUAAAAAAUAUAUGUAAGUGUUAAUAUAAUGCAGAUAUUUUAUUUACAACUA
Messenger RNA from Ziziphus jujuba (common jujube), 833 nucleotides. RefSeq names its product 21 kDa protein. The record is from RefSeq and is a predicted model, not a curated record. Gene Ontology annotation, biological process: negative regulation of catalytic activity. Lineage: Eukaryota; Viridiplantae; Streptophyta; Magnoliopsida; Rosales; Rhamnaceae. The transcript has a single exon. Gene Ontology annotation, molecular function: enzyme inhibitor activity. Bases 34 to 645 code for a protein of 203 amino acids.